GUUGGGGGUGUGUGGGCGGCCGGCCCAUCCUCGGAUCAGCUGGGUUCUCUGCCCGCCCCCUCUGACUCACGCUGACAACCUUCUUCCUGCCCCUGGCCACCUCUCUGCCCACUUGCUUCCUCAGUACCUUGGUCCAGCUCUUCCUGCAACGGCCCAGGAGCUCAGAGCUCCACGUCUGACCUUCUAGUUAUGACCAGGACCAAGGCAGCGCUCCUCCUGUUCACAGCCUUAGCAACUUCUCUGGGUUUCAACUUGGACACAGAGGAGCUGACAGCCUUCCGUGUGGACAGCGCUGGGUUUGGAGACAGUGUGGUCCAGUAUGCCAACUCCUGGGUGGUGGUUGGAGCCCCCCAAGAGAGAACAGCUGCCAACCAAACGGGCAGCCUCUACCAGUGCGGCUACAGCACCGGUGCCUGUGAACCCAUUGGCCUGCAGGUGCCCCCGGAGGCCGUGAACAUGUCCCUGGGCCUGUCCCUGGCGGCUACCACCAGUCCCCCCCAGCUGCUGGCCUGCGGCCCCACCGUGCACCAUGGGUGUGGGAGGAACAUGUACCUGACCGGACUCUGCUUCCUCCUGGCCCCCACCCAGCUCACCCAGAGGCUCCCGGCGUCCGGGCAGGAGUGCCCAAGACAGGAGCUGGACAUUGUGUUCCUGAUUGAUGGCUCGGGCAGCAUCUCCCCCGGCAACUUUGCCACGAUGAUGAACUUCGUGAGAGCUGUGAUAAGCCAGUUCCAGAGACCCAGCACCCAGUUUUCCCUGAUGCAGUUCUCCAGUGAAUUCUACGUACACUUCACUUUUGAGGAAUUCAGGCUCACCUCAAACCCCCUCGGCCUGUUGGCUUCUGUUCACCAACUGAGAGGGUUGACACGCACGGCCACUGCCAUCCAAAAAGUCGUGCGCCAAUUGUUCCAGGCCUCACACGGGGCCCGUGGGGAUGCCACUAAAAUUCUCAUUGUCAUCACUGAUGGGAAGAAAGAAGGCGACAGCCUGGAUUAUAAGGAUGUCAUC
Messenger RNA from Rhinopithecus roxellana (golden snub-nosed monkey), 1008 nucleotides. Its product is annotated as integrin alpha-X-like. The record is from RefSeq and is a predicted model, not a curated record. The annotation marks the transcript as partial. The transcript is spliced from 8 exons. Lineage: Eukaryota; Metazoa; Chordata; Mammalia; Primates; Cercopithecidae.